This is a messenger RNA of Perognathus longimembris pacificus (Pacific pocket mouse), 750 nucleotides long. It is a transcript of the gene Tex47, whose product is annotated as testis expressed 47. The transcript has a single exon. NCBI's taxonomy places the organism in Eukaryota, Metazoa, Chordata, Mammalia, Rodentia, Heteromyidae. The coding region runs from base 1 to 750 and encodes 249 amino acids. The record is from RefSeq and is a predicted model, not a curated record.
AUGGCCCACACGCGGAAGGGCAGCAAAAAGGGUCAUCCUGUGGACCAUCUAUCACCACAAGUUCCCCGAAACAAUUAUUUGAACCUUCAGGAAGAGAAACAAAGACUACAGCUGAAGAAAUUCCUCCUUGAUAGGAUGUUUCUAGUCGCCAGCAUACAAGAAAACGUGGAGAAAAAAGCAAUUGGUGAAUAUUACGAACAACUAUUCCAGACAAUUUUAAAAAACCACUUAGGAGAAGGAGUAACAGGAUUGUUGCUCAUUUACCCGACUUCCAUUCUGCAUAUCCUGGAGAGCUCUAAUGGUACACUUUUACAGAUUCUCUCAGAUUAUGUAACCCAUGAGAAGGAUGAUGAAGAGUUCCUGUUCCAAAAUGUAAAAAUUGUUACGGUGUCUCAUGAUGUCCCAACAAGGAUUUUCCUGCACUGGCAUGUUUCCAUCAUAAAAGUGCCGGUGAUCUAUCUCGAUGACGUGACUCAGUCACUGUCCCUAAAUGAGGUUCUUACUGACUAUCUCACGCUGACUCAUAAACUUGGGGUCUUCCUCUUCAAGACGGUUAAAGUGGGUUCCAAAGGACCAGGUGAUACCUUACACAUAGUUGCUCCUGACCUACUUCCCCCAGAACAAAUCGUAAAGUAUUUGUGCCGAGCAGAAGAACUAAUGGAUCCAGCAACAUUCCUGAACAUGUAUAGUAAACCCAUCCAUAUCACAUUUGAUUCUGAGGUGGUAUGGCCUGCUCCUUCUCGUUUCUAA